Molecule: messenger RNA, 1267 nt
Organism: Gekko japonicus
Lineage: Eukaryota; Metazoa; Chordata; Lepidosauria; Squamata; Gekkonidae
Gene: RASSF9
Product: Ras association (RalGDS/AF-6) domain family (N-terminal) member 9
Exons: 1
Biological process (GO): signal transduction
Source: RefSeq, a predicted model, not a curated record
AUCUCCGGUGAAAGACAUGGGUACUGGUGAGAAAGAAAUCACAGUCUGGGUCUGCCAGGAAGAAAAAAUUGUGAGUGGAUUGACAAAGCGUACAACUUGCACUGAUGUAAUUGAAGCUUUGCUUGAAGAACAUCAAGCUUCUUUUUCAGAAAAGAGGUUUCUCUUUGGACAACCCAAGGAUUACUGCAUAAUAGAGAAAUGGAGAGGUUCAGAACGGGUCCUUCCACCUCUCACAAAAAUGCUGCGACUCUGGAAAGCCUGGGGGGAAGAACAAACUAAUUUGCAGUUUGUGUUGGUGAAGUCAGAUGCCUUCCUCCCCUUUCCGCUGUGGAGGACAGCUGAAGCUAAAAUGAUACCCAGUCUAGAAAGACAAUGGGACCUUAGCCCAGCAAAUUACAUGAAGAUGUUGCCAGUGGACAAGCAAAAGAGAAUUGUCAGGAAAACUUUCCGGAAACUGGCAAAACUUAAGCAGGAAGGAGCUCUGCAAGAGAGGGAUAAUAUAGAAACACUCAUACACCUGAUCCUGUCUCAGGAUCACACAAUUCACCAGCAAAUCAACCGAAUGAAGGAACUGGAUUUAGAAAUUGAAAAGUGUGAAACCGAGUGCCACCUCCAUUGGGUUGAAAGUGAGGGGGAAAACUACGUUCAGAAGUCUUACUUAAUGGCGUCUUCUAGUAAUCCUGAACAGCAAAUGGAUCUUCCUCACAGCCAUCAGCAGGUGCAGGAAAGUCUAUGCAAAAGCGAGGGGGUUUUACAGGUGGAGGAAGGACUAAAACAUCACAAGCUGUUGAUUGAAAAGCUCUCUGCUGAAAUUGAACAAGAGCUUCAGGGGAGUAAAACAAAUGGACAUACAUGGACAGAUGAAGCCUCUAAGAGCGAAGAGGAAAAUUCUGAUUUAGACAGUGUCAAGAAUGAAUUGGAAAACAGCAUGAAAGAUGCUUUAAGGAUCCAUUCUCAGCUGAACUGCAUACAGCAGGAACUAAAAUACAGAGACCUGAUGCUUCAAAAGAAGGAAAAAGAAUAUCAACUUCUUGUGGAAGAGCUUAAUGCACUAUAUGCUAAAGACAAAACUGAAAGCAAGUACCCACCCAGUGAAGAGCAAGCAAAUGGCAAUGAACUUGCCCCCAAGACUUUCACAGGGACAGACCUUCUUCUUAAGGUGACUAAUUUAGACAUAAAUGACACAGACUCUGAUACUGGAAUCAGCUCCACUCAUAGUCAGGACUCAGAGACAGCAUUAGGGGACACAAUAUUGUUGGCUACAUAG